Molecule: messenger RNA, 1518 nt
Organism: Saccharomyces paradoxus
Lineage: Eukaryota; Fungi; Ascomycota; Saccharomycetes; Saccharomycetales; Saccharomycetaceae
Gene: BRE2
Product: Bre2p
Exons: 1
Coding region: 1-1518 (505 amino acids)
Cellular component (GO): Set1C/COMPASS complex
Molecular function (GO): transcription cis-regulatory region binding; protein binding
Source: RefSeq, a predicted model, not a curated record
AUGAAGUUGGGUAUCAUACCUUACCAGGAGAGUACCGAUAUUGUUUACAAAAAAGUUUUUCAAGAUCAGCAAGAACAGAAGAGACCUAAUCUACCACAAUUAGAAAUAACGCACCAAAUCAAGUCAUCCGUCCAGGGUACGAAUUAUGAGUUUGUACGCACAGAGGAUAUUCCAUUGAACCGAAGACACUUCGUGUACAGACCGUGUUCUGCAAAUCCCUUUUUCACCACUUUAGGGUAUGGCUGUACAGAAUACCCGUUUGACCACUCUGGGAUGAGCGUUAUGGACAGAUCGGAAGGAUUAUCCAUUAGUCGAGAUAGGAACGAUCUGAUAAGUGUCCCAGACCAAUACGGUUGGAGGACUGCAAGAAGCGAUGUAUGCAUCAAAGAAGGGAUGACAUAUUGGGAAGUGGAGGUAAUUCGUGGAGGAAACGAGAAAUCUGCACCGGGUGUUGAUAAUAAGGAAAAUGCAGAUGAUUUAGUAGACGAAGUACAAAGCGGUAUAUAUGAAAAAAUGCACAAGCAAGCGAAUGACACCCCACAUCUACGGUUUGGAGUUUGCAGGAGAGAGGCUAGUUUAGAGGCACCCGUAGGAUUUGAUGCGUACGGGUAUGGUGUUAGAGAUAUUUCGUUAGAAUCUAUUCACGAAGGAAAAUUAAAUUGCGUCCUGGAAAAUGGCUCGCCAUUGAAAGAAGGUGACAAGAUUGGAUUUCUACUGAAGCUUCCUAGUAUUCCUACACAAAUCAAACAAGCUAAGGAGUUUACUAAGAGAAGAAUCCUUGCAUUGAACUCUCAUAUGGAUAUGAUGAAUGAGCCAUGGAGAGAGGAUGCUGAGAAUGGUCCUUCAAGGAAAAAAUUAAAACAGGAGACAACAAACAAGGAAUUUCAAAGGGCAUUAUUAGAAGAUAUUGAAUACAAUGAUGUUGUCCGCGACCAAAUCGCCAUCAGAUACAAGAACCAGUUGUUCUUUGAGGCAACAGACUAUGUGAAAACAACGAAACCAGAAUAUUAUUCCUCUGAUAAAAGAGAAAGGCAGGAUUACUACCGAUUGGAGGACUCAUUUCUUGCUAUAUUCCAAAACGGUAAGUACCUAGGCAAGGCAUUUGAGAAUUUAAAACCGUUUUUACCACCAUUCAGUGAAUUACAAUAUAAUGAAAAGUUCUAUCUUGGAUAUUGGCAACAUGGUGAAGCUCGUGAUGAGUCCAAUGACAAAAGCAUAACCAGUGCGAGAAAGAGAAGACAGCAACAAAAGAAAAAGAAGGGGUUAAUACUUAGAAACAAGUACGUGAAUAAUAGCAAAUUGGGUUACUAUCCAACAAUUAGUUGUUUUAACGGAGGAACAGCCAGGAUAAUUAGUGAAGCAGAUAAGAUGGAGUAUCUCGAUCAAAUUCAAUCAGGUUACUGUGUUGAAGGGUGUUCAAAAGUUAACACACUAGAUACAUUGUACAAAGAACAGAUAGGGGAAGACAUAGUCUGGGACAUAAUCGAUGAAUUGGAACAAAUCGCCUUACAGCAAUAA